This is a messenger RNA of Callorhinchus milii (elephant shark), 2504 nucleotides long. RefSeq names its product spindle and centriole-associated protein 1-like. The record is from RefSeq and is a predicted model, not a curated record. Gene Ontology annotation, cellular component: centriole; spindle; centrosome. The transcript has 6 exons. The coding region runs from base 81 to 983 and encodes 300 amino acids. Gene Ontology annotation, biological process: mitotic spindle assembly; regulation of centriole replication; metaphase chromosome alignment. NCBI's taxonomy places the organism in Eukaryota, Metazoa, Chordata, Chondrichthyes, Chimaeriformes, Callorhinchidae.
UACCAGAGCGUGUAUUUGGUCCCGCAGUGUUGCUUUCUCCCCCAAGACAAAGAAAUAGCCAUGUGGACACUGAAUCACGAAUGAAUUUGCUUCAGGAAAAUGCCACAUCUUGCAAGAUAUUUCUUGAGUCCAGCAGUGUCCACCCUUCAGAAAUUCACAAGCAAGCUUCAAUGUCCCAAGGCAUACAGCAAAGUGAAAAAGGUUCCACGGACACCUUGAGUGCACGAGUGUUGCUACAAGACAAUCCGGAUGUUGCACACUCUUGGAAUUUUGCUGAAGGACAUAAUCACCCAAGUAUCACUUCACCUGAUACUCAUUUGCCUGAAGCACAUCCAGAACAAAAAAUAGAAAUUAGAGAGUCAAUGAGCCUUGGUGAUGCUGAGACAUGCAUUCUAGAUAAAAAGAGCAAGGUAGAAAUAGAAGAAACGCAAGAUUUUUCUUUUGAUGAGAGACUUAAGCAUGAAGCAAUGUUGACGCACAUUGCAGAGUUAACAUUGCAGAAUUCUACUCUGAAAGCCCACCUUAGUCAGUUCAAAACAACUAAAUUGCCUAGUCCUACAGCACAAAUUGAAAAGAGCAUUCCUAAUGCUUCAUCUCAAAGUCUUCAACAGCGGAUAAGUGAGCUGAACCGACAAAGUGUGGAAGCACGCAACAAACUUUUGCUUCUCAUUGAACAACAGAGACAGAUUACAGCUGCGUCUGCCUCUCCACCCAUAUCUCCUAUUCCAGCUGAGGGAAAAUGGACUGGAACUGGCACCCGGAUAUUGGAAGUAUGUAUCCCUCUGCCUGAUGGGAUGGAAUCUUGCACAGAGACCACAUCUUCUGCAGAAAGCAGGGCAAAUGGAAACGGGUCUACAGCUAAUAGAACAAAUUCCUCAACACAUUUGGAAAAGGGUGAUGAGAAUUGGACACCUAUUACUCGAAAGAUACAGCCAGAAAAACUUAAAGAAGAAGGCUGGUUUGCACUGUCUGCACAUAUAUAAUCUUAUCAAAUGGUAGAAUUAUAAUUAUGUAUGACUUCUAAAACCAAUGUAUUCAUCAUACUUCUGUAUUUCUAUCUUCUGUACAGUUGAACCCUUUAAUCUUGCUUUGUUACAUUUGCAUACCAAAAUGAGUUUCAAAGGAAAUGCAUUAGUGCAUGAAGAGAUUUGGGUACUAAAUAAUAAAUACAGUUUGUUCUGAAGACUGACACAAUGUACUACAAUGAGGUGCUUUUACCUUUUAUGAUUCAAAUUGAAUCCACAUAGAUGGGAUCCAAGUUUCUUUCCUCUUUCUGUCGACAAUAAAAUGAGUUUAGAAAAUUGCAGUUUGUGCAGCAGCAUACAAUGUCUAUUUCAAUAUGAACUGGCUCAGUCAGAAGUUCUAAAUGUAAUAGUGUGGGAGCUGGAGAAAAAUCAUACUGGUUGAAUUAGGGGAUACUCUUCUGAAGAGGUUGGAAUAAUGCUUUAAUAAUAAUCCUUGCACAUGGAAUAACACCUUUCACGUUGGCAGAAUUUAUUUUACAUCUAGUUUUGUGCUGUGUCUGAACCUUGUUGCAAAUGUAUUAAUAUUUGAUAUCAGGCUGCACAUAUAAGGUGCUCUUUCAGCCUGCCUGUGGGACACUAAGCCUUUCAUUUGCCUAACUCAGCCUUAUUUGAGCGACUUCUGGAAUUUGUGACUAGUUUGCUUUUUAAUGGAGCCAACAUGUGGUGUUAAUUUUAAAAUUGAACAUCACACUGACUCAUGGGAACUCUGAUUAAUGCCAUCUAUCUUCAAUGUAGAGUUCUCGCAAGUUGGAUUGGCAUGUCUGGUUAACAAAAGUGGUCCUUACUUGCUGUCAGUAUUUAAGGAAUCCUAGUAGAAACCACCUCACAUUAGACACUUAACCAUCUUGUAUUCCUUCUUGAAAGUUGAAUAGAUUUUUGCCUAGAAUUCAUGCUCUGGCUCAGAUUUGAGAUUUGCAUUGAAUGCCAGAUUCUUUGCUGGAACAAAUUUUCCUCUGUCUUCUACAUUCCACAUUAUGUCCUCAUGGAAUGUGUUGUACAUCUUGUUAAAGAGAAGUAGAAAUAUUUUCCCACUGAUCUUUUAGCAAAUAAUGUAUUCUUGUGGAACAACCUGAAAUAAAUCAAAUUGAUGUAAUCUCUGCUGUUCCUAUAUGUACGUAUAAUUAUCCCCUUCUGCAUGGUGUAGAAAGAGAUAUUUUAUUGAUCAGUGAGAAGGAAGAGGAAUUUUAUUGUCAACCAUUUGUCACUGUAAACAUUAAAUGCAUCUUAACUUUGGAUUUCAUAUUUUUACUUCAUGCACAUUGAGUUACUAUGGAUCUUAUUCUGCAUUCUAACUGCUUUUGUACAAAUACAGAUUUAUAGUACACUUCUAACUUGUGUAGAAAUCUUGGAUUACCAUUUUGGAUAAUUUGUAUAAUGUCAAUACUCCUUUUACCAUUUAAAUUUUAAGUUUUUUUACAAGGAGAGAAGCUGUUGUUCCAACAUCCAAUGUGAAUUUUACUAAUAAACUAUGACCAAAAA